Habropoda laboriosa is the source of this 526-nucleotide messenger RNA. It is a transcript of the gene mRpL51, whose product is annotated as 39S ribosomal protein L51, mitochondrial. Gene Ontology annotation, biological process: translation. Gene Ontology annotation, cellular component: mitochondrial large ribosomal subunit. The coding region runs from base 41 to 526 and encodes 161 amino acids. The record is from RefSeq and is a predicted model, not a curated record. Gene Ontology annotation, molecular function: structural constituent of ribosome. The transcript has 2 exons. Lineage: Eukaryota; Metazoa; Arthropoda; Insecta; Hymenoptera; Apidae.
AACAACAUUAAAUUUACUCGUUUGUAUAGCAUAUUAAAGCAUGUCGUGGUUUAUGAAUACUAUACGCAGAACAGUCAAUCCUUGGAUACCACAAGUAACAUCUGUAAGAUUUCGCUAUCAUGCAGACAAAAUAGCGAAAGGUCCACUUCUAAGACGUUAUGGUUAUAGAGAUCCUAUAGAUAUGAAAGGACUUUUACCUCGUAAUAGUGAUGAAAGGUUACCCAUGCCAAUUUACAGACCACGCGAUGCUUGGUCUCCCAAGAGAGCAUUGUUUGGUCAGAAUGAUUAUAUUGAUAUCUUAGGAUCUGAGGAUCUUCACCCAACUAGAAUUUUAUACAAUAUACCAUCUUGGCUAAGAGGUGUAAGUGGUAAUGAAUAUCAAGUAUUACUGAGAAAACAUAAAAUGUUGCAGCAUGGUAUUUUCCCAAUAGCAAGACCAACUAAAUGGAAAGAAUUAAAGAAAAGGAUCAAAUAUUUGUACAAAUACUUGAACAGAAAAACCAAAACUUAUAAUAGCAAACAAUAA